GUGAUGGUUUCAAAAGGAGGCUGUAAACUUUGACAGAGCAGAAGGCCAAGAAGUCAAAUUCCUGAGUGGAAUAGCUUUCAGGAAACUUGAUGGAUAAAGACUGCCCUCUCUUGGCUGUUGGAGAGUUUGCUACCAUGUCUGCAUCUCAGCUGAAAAUGCAGUGCAAUUCUGCAUGUGGACUCUGGAGCAAGUCUCACUGAGUUCAUUAGGGCUUAUUUCUUAGCAAACGUGGCUAAGAUUGCAAUAUUAAUGGUAUUGCAUUAAAAUAAAUCAUAAAUCCUUGUGCUGGAAAACCAGGUAAGAGAAAGGAGGAGUAAAUUCAUGUUACUUUAUGAAUUCACAUAAGCACUACAGCUUUCCCCAUUCCUUUGAUUUCAGUGAUGGAUGAUGUAUGCCCUUGACUUUUUUUAUUUGAACUUGAUAGUUCUUGAUGGUGACUCGAUUUGGCUGUGCUGUAAUCUAUCUUUUUAUUGUUGUUUCUUUUAUAUUAACACUUAACUUUUCUUUCUCUGUUAAAGAAUUUUAUCAUUGGCCAUUGCCAAUAAAAGAGGAAAUGCCAAAAAAAAAGUGAGCAAAAGAAGACAAAGAUUCCCAUAAAGUUAUCAUAGGCUAUAGAUACGAUUUUUUUUUUUUUUUGGGAGGAGGGAGGAUCUCCUUUAAAUAUGGAGUAAGAUGUCAAUGCAUUAAAUUCAGAUGGAUAUCAGAGAAAGGCCACCAUCUGGGACUGUGGGCAUAUCCACAAUCCGAAAAAUGGCUGGCUUGGGAGCCUUGGGAGCCAAAUAAUCUGUCCCAAACAUAGAACAUAAAAACAGAGUGAGUCAGAAGGGAUCUCCUGGGCCAUCUAGUCUGACCCCCGGCUCCAGCUGGCUGAGUAUAAUGCAGAAGUGGUAUCUGGUCCUCCACACACACAACAACUCCUAUUAUCCCUAUUUUUACUACCAUUGUGGUUAUUUCAGAUGUCAGUAAGAAAAUGUAUUAAUUGGAGGGGAGAAAUAGUGGGGGACCUCGGGCACCUCGGUGGGUACCAGGAAGGUUGUCCAUGGUGUCCACUGGCACCAUGUUGCUUACUCCUGGAGCAGACUAACUGAAAUCUGUCAGAUGUGAGUUAGUGAAGACUGACAGCUCAUAUUGAGAGUAAUGGAUAUGCUUUAAGUAUGGCUAUGUUUUCAUGUUUUAUAAACCUGGAGAGAAUUCUGUACGUGUUAGCCAUGAAUUAUGCCAUUGGCUGAUUUCUCCGCCUUGCCUUCCUCUCAGAGACACAUUCCUGCUUCAGAAUCCCCUGCAAGAGAUGCUCUUCCACCUGGUUGUGAUGCUGCUCCAGAUGGGCAGUGGCUGUGGGGGCCUCCCUUUCUACAAUGGCUUCUACUACGACCGGGUCAUGAAUGACAAAGGAGAUGGCAACAGAGGAGUUCAGUUCAAUGGAGUAAAAUUGAUGGUAGAGACAUCCUCUGACACCAUUUUCGCCCACCGUGGGGCCAACGUCACCCUGCCCUGCCACUACCACUUCGCACCCCAGCUGAACAGCCCGCACCAGAUCCGUGUCAAGUGGUCCAAGCUGCAGCAGGACAACACGAAAGAUCGCGAUGUACUGGCUGCUGCUGGGCCAACGCAACGCAGCUUCGGCGAGUUUCGGGGGCGUGCACAGCUGCAGCAGGCUUCUCCGCAUGAAGUGUCUCUGGUGAUUGAUGACCUGCGCUUGCAAGAUGCCGGCAAGUACCGCUGUGAGGUCAUUGAUGGGCUGGAGGAUGAGAGUGGGACUGUGGAUCUGGAGCUGCAAGGGGUGGUUUUUCCUUACCAGCCUCACCAGGGGCGCUACAUGCUCAAUUUCCAUGAAGCCAAGAAGACCUGUGAGGAGCAGGAUGCUGUGAUAGCCUCCUUUGACCAGCUCUUUGCAUCCUGGAUGGAGGGCCUUGACUGGUGUAAUGCAGGCUGGCUGGUGGAUGGCACAGUCCAGUACCCCAUCACUUUGCCACGAGAACCCUGCGGUGGGAAGAACAUGGCCCCCGGCAUCAGAAGCUAUGGAGAGCGUCACAAGAAACUCAAUCGCUUUGAUGUCUUCUGUUUCUCAUCGGCUCUAAAAGGAAUUGUUUACUAUCUGACUCAUCAAGAGAAAUUCACUUUAGAAGAGGCCAAACAAGCUUGCCAGGAUGACCAAGCUGAGAUUGCCAAGGUGGGCCAGCUCUAUUCGGCAUGGAAGUUCCUACGUUUGGACCGUUGUGAUGCCGGCUGGUUGGCUGAUGGGAGUGUGCGCUACCCCAUUGUAUCUCCACGGCCCAACUGUGGCCCCCCAGAACCAGGCAUCAGGAAUUUUGGCUUUCCUAAAGCAGGGAAAUUUGGGGUCUACUGUUACAAGAUGAGCUAAAGGAAGAGCUGGAGCAGGCUGGGAAGGCGCUGUGCCCCAGUGAACACAUCCUUCUCUUGCCACCUAGAGUUUAUUAUUUAAAGGCCAGUACCUGGAGGCAAACUGAAUGGUGUGUUUUAUUUUUACGUCUUUUUUGUUUUUACAUUUUGUAAUGAAAGGGAAAUUCUGUAUAGUCAAAUGCACUUGCAUUUGAGUUGCCUUGGUGCUGAUUCCAAGAUCUUCAAGCUUCAUUGCCCACCUGAUCCAGUACUAGGAAAUAUCUGAGAGGAGCGUGUGUGCAGUCCAGGCAGAGCUGGUCUGACGAUCUGGUCCCUGUGCCUUCUGGAGUAGAUUUACAUGGAUGUCUGUCAGUGAGAUUGGGCAGCCAGCCGACCCAGAGCAAGGUUGAUGCUAUAGAUGCUGGAGCUCACCAAAGGACUUACCAGAGCAGUGUGUUCUUCCCAGCCAUUGGUACCCUAAAAUGCCGUCAUCCUAACAGGGCAUCUCUGCACUCUCUGGUGGACCCCACAUUUAUUAAUUAAAGAGCAAACUGGAUAUUUUCAAGGCUCAGGGUCUUACUGUGGUAGAAGCUACAGUAAUAGAUAUUACUUUGCUUUUUUAAAAUUAUCGCUGACAAGGCUUACUUGUCUCCCAGUUGAUUGAUGAGAAGCUCAGAGCCAACAGGGAUGUUGCAGAAGCUACUGGAUAGCAAUUCUGUUGCCCUUAAAAGUGCACAUAACUUUCUCCAGUUCUGCAGACCAUCAAGAUGAAUUGGACGAAAGCCAAUUCUUCCUCUUGCCUUCGUGCAUGUGACAUUUUUCUGCAACAUGAUGCCUUCCAGAUAUUUAGGAGUACACCCUCCAUAAUUCUGGACAAUCGGCUGUGCUCCUUGGGCCUGAUGUGAACUGCAGUGCAAAAUAUCUGGAAGGUACCCCCUUGGGAACUGUUGACCUACAGCAUAGUGUCAUCAACUUCCCUUCCAUCCGUUUUUUUUUUUUUUUAAUAAUGUGAAGAAUAAAUAUAAGAAAAAUAGCAUAUGUACCUUUUUCAAAAAUUAGUUUAUAAGAGUAAGAUGAGCUGAAGGAGGAGGACAAGAGGAAAGGUUCCCUCACUUGCCAGUCAGACAAUCAGCUUAUUGGCAGGGGUAGGUCAUUCCGUCUUCCAUCCAUGUCACAUGUAGCGUGUUCUUACCCAUAAUUCCAUUCUGUUCUAUUUCCUUGUUAACGUUGACUUUAGACAGUCUUCUCAAGAUAGUUUAGUUUGCAUUUUCUUUGAAAACAUGCACUGCAAGCAGGGGUGGUAUGCUUCAUUCCCCAUCUGCAUUUGGGGCCCCUAUUGCCCCAAUACCCCACUGAAUUUCUUACUUUUAAAGAAAAGUCUCAUUCCUGAAAGCCUUCACAUUUGGUGGCAAAUUCAGCAACACAGUGGGAUUUCUGGUAAAGGCAUGAUUUGUGCUGGAUUCAAAAGGGCUGAACCAAGAAAAGAUGCCCAGCCCUGAUAUAAAUGCAUAGUUUGAUAUAUUUGGACAGGAAGGAACUAUAUCUUGACAUUCCAAGAAGUAUCACAUUUGGUGGGUGGUGAAGUUUGGACCUGCAUGUGCAUUGGGGAGAUUCUAAUCUAUUGUGUUUAAGGGGUGCUUGAGGAAUUUAUUUUUGUAAAUUUCAGUAUGAAUUUAUCUGAUCUAUGUGAAUGUGUAUAUUGGAUCCUUGUUACCAGCUUUUAUUCUUCCCAGGCACAGCUAAUAAUAUCAAAGUACACUGAAAAAUCCACAUUUUGGAAGAAAUAGUUAUAGAAGUAUGAAUUUUGAGAAAAAUACAUUUAAAACUUAAAAAAAAUAAAAAUGGAUAUGUAAGUGUAAAUUUAGAUGUUGAUUUUUAUGUGAAUUAAACAACCAGUCAGUUGCAGAUUAAUGUAACAGCUAUCCAGAAUGGAGGAAUGAGUGAACAUGGAUGAAACCAAAUAAAACUGGAAAUGGA
Messenger RNA from Varanus komodoensis (Komodo dragon), 4317 nucleotides. It is a transcript of the gene HAPLN3, whose product is annotated as hyaluronan and proteoglycan link protein 3. NCBI's taxonomy places the organism in Eukaryota, Metazoa, Chordata, Lepidosauria, Squamata, Varanidae. The coding region runs from base 1169 to 2362 and encodes 397 amino acids. The transcript has 4 exons. The record is from RefSeq and is a predicted model, not a curated record. Gene Ontology annotation, biological process: cell adhesion. Gene Ontology annotation, molecular function: hyaluronic acid binding.